This is a messenger RNA of Zophobas morio, 1334 nucleotides long. RefSeq lists its product as uncharacterized. The coding region runs from base 171 to 1043 and encodes 290 amino acids. NCBI's taxonomy places the organism in Eukaryota, Metazoa, Arthropoda, Insecta, Coleoptera, Tenebrionidae. The transcript has 2 exons. The record is from RefSeq and is a predicted model, not a curated record.
CGGCACCAAGUUCCUCAGUUUGAACAGAAUGGUUUGAAUUGUAAGCAGCCCAGGUGCAAUAAAUUGUUAUUAAAUUUUUUUCGAAAGUCAUAACGCGAUGGUGUAGUGUACUCUGGUGUUUUGGACCGAAGAGCAACAAAAUGUGAUAAGAGCCUGAAAAAGCCAGCACAAUGGAAAACAUCUACCAAAUAAAAAUCCGUUCGAAUCCCAACAGCCGCGACCUGUAUCCGUCCGAAAGAAGAUACUCAUCUUCUAUUGUGUUGGGGUUAAGCAUCAUGUUUAUAGCGCUGGGGAUCACGUCGUCGUUGAUGGGAACGCUGGUGGUGCGCAGGUUCGCCAGUAACCAUACGGAAGACGCAUUCGCAGAAGAGUACAACUCCAGCGAGUUUUUCGAAGACCAGAGGCUGGUGAGACGAGUGGAAGAAGAUCUUCAGUACAUGAGGAAACCCGCGCACCACCUCAACAUCCCGGCUAUGGUGUCUGCAGGGUCCUUCGUGAUGUCUCUAGGACUAUUUCUAGCGGGAUUGGCAGGACUCUUAGCCUGGAAGCAAUGGUACAUCGACACUAACAUCACCUGGUUCUUUCUGGCGUCGUGUUUCGCUUCAGUGACAUCUUCAAUCUCUUUAUUGUUGAUUACUUUAAGUUUAAUGGACACUCGGGAAGUUCUUCUGGAUAAGACAGCCCCCAUUAGUUUAGGACUUACAGCCAAUAUUUUCAUAACGUCUCUGUUAGGGGUGGUUUGGUCGGUAGUGGCAACUAAUGUAGCUUUCAAGGGGAUGAAGAAUAAUUACCCUGAUGAUAUUAUUCUGUCGAAAAGUGGCAAAGGGAGGGUGGAAGUGAGCACGGUCCGGAAGGGUAAUAAAAUCGCCAGGGUGGUGCCGCCUGACAUUCUAGACCAUUUUCCGAAAAGCGGGAAACUAGCGAAAUUCUUAUCCAAAAACGAAAGUAGUGGCGGUUUGCCGAAAGCCGAAAGCAACAAAGAGUAUGAAGAAAGGGUGAAGAAAUUCUUGUCGGGCGAGUCGGACAACUACAACAAGCACUGAAGCGAUUUUGUAAAUUUUCGCGUAGUUGGUUAAUUGUUGGAAGGCUUAUCAGAGACCCUGAAAUUGCGUGUGAACGCGGAAUUUGUUAUUUCUUUCUAUUUGAGAAUGAAAAUCGAGUUUUGCGUGGGCUUACAACGAGUACGUUUAUGUACUUACUUAUUUUAAGUUAGUUUUGUAUUUUUGUACUAGCUUUAAUAUACUCAUUGUAAUCUUACGCGGAUGUUAUUUAUCUCACAACGACCUUAAUUUAUGUAAUUACAGAGUUGUAAAAAUAAAUUUGUUUAACUUUUA